AUGGAUACGGCGGAUGAACUUGAUAAUUCCAUCAAUGUUACUGCAAUAUGGGAUCUGCGUGCUGACGGCGAGUGGGUUUGCACUGCUCGAUGGCGCUGUCAUUUGGGCCCGGCGUGGCGUGUCACGUGGGCCCAUCCGGAAUUCGGUCAGGUUAUUGCCACCUGCUCUUUCGACCGAACCAUCGCCAUCUGGGAAGAAGUCGCUGGCGGACAGCCCUCUGGUUCAAAUAUGUUGCAUGAAACCGAUGGUCAUACUUUGCAUGGUGGGAUUUCAGGACCGCCAAUCAGACAGCACGGAAGCAAUGCGACUCCCAGUGCAAAUACCAGUUGGGUUCGGCGAACCAGCCUGGUUGAUUCACGCACUCCGGUUACCGGUCUACAGUUCGCACCUCGACACCUUGGACUGCAAUUGGCGGCCGUCUCCACUGACGGCAUGUUGCGUAUCUAUGAAGCCAUGGACGUGAUGAACCUUAGUCAGUGGCGAAUGCAAUUCGAUUUUGGCACCAAAAUGGCCGGAUCCUGUCUGGCCUGGUCUCAGUCGCGCCUUGAUCCUCCGUUGAUCGCAGUGGGUAGUGCUACCCCAUGUGGCCCGCAUUCCAAUGUCGAGAAUCCUUCGGAUGCAGUAUCCUCUUCUUCGGGUACAGUGACUGGCUCAAAUGCGACCGGAACAGCUCCAAAUCCGUCAGUCGGCAGUUCCGGCACAGCUGCCACCGCCACCAGUGGGAGCGUUACCACUGGUUCUGCCAGUGGUGGCAGUGGCACCGGAAGUGUUGGGGGCCCCGGUGGUGGGGUUAGUGUUGCUACCAUUUCUGGGACUGGCGGAAGCAGUACAAGUCUAGUUAAUGGUAAAGUGGUCAUUUAUGAGUACUCGGAAAGUCGUCGACAUUGGGAUUUAAUCGAGGAUAUUCGUGCUCUUGAGGACGCGGUAUACGAUGUGCAAUUUGCCCCGCAUAUGGCCGGUGACACCACUAAUACUCGAUCCGGCACAUCCGGUAGUACCACGCGAUCUCCGUACGAUAUCACUAUGAUGGCACAUUUCGAUCAUCAUAAAGGACGUGUUUGGCGAGUGUCAUGGAAUGUGACUGGUUCUUUGUUGGCCUCAUCUGGUGACGAUGGUUGCGUGCGUUUAUGGCAGGCAAACUACUUGGGCGUUUGGCUUCCUAUAUCCGUGAUCGCACCGGACGGUAGUCAUAGUAGUGCCGUGCCACCACCCGGUUCUGGCGAGCUUAGCAACAAAGCAGCCUUGAGCUCAAUGAUGCCUAGUUUAAUGCGGACCACCAGUAAUGGAUUACAAAUGAAGAUGACCUCACAUGGCGAUUCGGAACAUGGCAAGGUGUUUAUGGAUCGACAAGGUUCGGGGCCGGUUAUGCCAACAACGGCAUCUUUUCAAAAGUUGGGAACAUUUGCCAGUGGGAACUAUCCGGUCGCAUGGCACUAA
This is a messenger RNA of Echinostoma caproni, 1437 nucleotides long. NCBI's taxonomy places the organism in Eukaryota, Metazoa, Platyhelminthes, Trematoda, Plagiorchiida, Echinostomatidae. The record is from the annotation of a GenBank genome assembly.